Messenger RNA from Rattus norvegicus (Norway rat), 3340 nucleotides. Lineage: Eukaryota; Metazoa; Chordata; Mammalia; Rodentia; Muridae. The record is from RefSeq and is a predicted model, not a curated record.
UUUUUUUUUUUUUCUUUUUUUCGGAACUGGGGACCGAACCCAGGGCCUUGCACUUGCUAGGCAAGCGCUCUACCGUUGAACUAAAUCCCCAACCCUUGGAGCAUUCUAUUUUAAUACCAGUAUUUGCGAGGCAGGCAGGUCUCUGUAAGUUUGAGCCCAGCUAGGGUGUUAUGGUGGAUUAAUGUACAAGCCAAAAAACUUGUCUGAGCUAGAAAGAUAACUGUAGCUGGGCUUGUUGACAGAUUUCGCUCCUAGGAGGAGGAAGCAAGGUCAUGGGACCCUGACCUUAGUGCCCAGCCUUACUGGCAAGCAACUAGAUGCAAUUCUGCCCUAAUUGCCUGUAGUCUGGGGAGGGGCUAGAGGAUACUGGUGAGGAAGAAGUGUAGCUCUGUCUGUGCAGUAUGAAAAAGGGCUUCAUUUCUGCUAGGUAAUGACGGCCCAGUGUAGUUUUUUGUGGGCAGCAACACGACCACCACCACCUAUGCUCUGUAAGCCCCAAUAUAUUCGGGUUUCCCAGAAUGAUCUGUGGUGGAAUCAUUUCGGGUUAUCCUUCAGACUUUUGGAGAAGGGUAGACAUUUUUUAGGUCCUCCCUGGAAUGUAACUCAUUUAUCUAUCUAUUCAUUUAUCUAUUUAUUUAUCUACCUAUUUAUUUUUGCGGCAAUAUAUUCGGGUUUCCCAGAAUGAUCUGUGGUGGAAUCAUUUCGGGUUAUCCUUCAGACUUUUGGAGAAGGGUAGACAUUUUUUAGGUCCUCCCUGGAAUGUAACUCAUUUAUCUAUCUAUUCAUUUAUCUAUUUAUUUAUCUACCUAUUUAUUUUUGCGGUGAGGUCAGAAUCUCACUAUGUAGACCAGACUGGACUCGAACACAACAGAAAUCUGCCUGUCUCUGCCUCCCGAGUACUACUAUUAAUAUUAAACUCAAGUGCCACCAUGUCCAGGAAGGAAUUUUAACACGGCUAUAUCUUGAGACCCUGUCUCACUAAAACAAACAAACAUACAAGGGAGAAAAAACCAAAACCGAGUAACUCUAGCGUAGGGAUUAAGCGCCUAUGGAUCCGAGUUACCCCUAUCCGCACAACCUCACAGCGCCGCAAGCGAGUCGGGACUGCGCAUGCGCUGUGGGAGGAGCCAAAUUUUCGGAGUCUUUCCCACAGCGUGGAUGAGCUUUAGAAUGAAUUCAGAAGAUACUCUUAACUAUGCAAUGCUCAUACGCAUUGCAACCAUUGUGGUAGCCUAGGAAACGUCGAACCCGCCCAUAGGCAAAGGGCGGGAUUUCCGGUGUGACUCUAUUGGGAAAUCAGGACUUCCGGUGGCGGGUCGGUUGCUGGCUGCGGAGCGAGCUCCACAGUGAGUCCGUUCCCCUUCACAGCAUCCAAGGAUGUCAGAGCUUGGAUCCAGGGGCCGCCUGUGGCUCCAGAGCCCCACCGGUGGGCCACCCCCUAUAUUCCUGCCGUCGGAUGGCCAAGCCCUGGUUCUCGGUCGGGGACCCCUUACCCAAGUGAUGGACCGGAAGUGCUCCCGAAACCAAGUGGAGCUGAUUGCAGACCCUGAAACCCGGACAGUGGCAGUGAAACAGCUGGGUGUUAACCCAUCAACUGUUGGGGUCCAGGAGUUGAAGCCAGGGGUGUCUGGCUCUCUAAGCGUGGGGGAUGUCCUUUAUCUGGUUAAUGGCCUAUAUCCCCUGACCCUGCGCUGGGAAGAGAUCAGCACACCAGGAUCCCCGCCAGACACUCCACCAGGCAAUCCUGUGGAUCCAGAGGAGGGAAAGGAUACUGAGCCUCAGAAAAAGCGAAUGCGGAAAUCCUCCCCUGGCUGGGAGAGCUUUAAGCAGUUACUGGUGUUCACAGCGUCUGGAGUGAAGCCCCGGGGCAAGGUGGCUGCCUUUGACCUAGAUGGGACCCUCAUCACCACCCGCUCUGGAAAGGUCUUCCCCACUAGCCCUAGUGACUGGAGGAUUCUGUACCCAGAGAUUCCAAAGAAGCUCCAGGAGCUGGCUGCUGAGGGCUACAAGCUGGUAAUUCUCACCAACCAAAUGGGCAUCGGGAGAGGCAAGCUGCCAGCAGAGGUGUUCAAGGCCAAGGUGGAAGCUGUAUUGGAGAAACUAGGGGUCCCAUUUCAGGUGCUGGUGGCAACGCAUGCAGGUCUAAACCGAAAGCCAGUGAGUGGCAUGUGGGACCAUCUGCAGGAGAAGGGCAACGAGGGCAUCCCCAUCUCCAUCGGGGACAGUGUCUUCGUGGGAGAUGCAGCAGGGCGCCCAGCCAACUGGGCCCCAGGGAAGAAGAAAAAGGAUUUCUCCUGUGCAGACCGCCUGUUCGCCCUCAAUGUUGGCCUACCCUUUGCCACUCCUGAAGAGUUCUUCCUCAAAUGGCCAGCAGCCCGCUUUGAGCUUCCAGCUUUUGACCCGAGGACCAUCUCCAGUGCUGGACCCCUCUACCUCCCAGAGUCCAGUUUCCUCCUGAGCCCCAACCCAGAGGUGGUGGUCGCAGUAGGAUUCCCUGGGGCCGGCAAGUCCACUUUCAUCCAGAAGCACCUGGUAUCGGCUGGAUAUGUCCAUGUGAACAGAGACACGCUGGGCUCAUGGCAGCGCUGUGUGAACUCAUGCCAGGCCGCACUGAGGCAGGGGAAGCAAGUCGUGAUUGAUAACACCAACCCAGACAUCCAAAGUCGGGCUAGGUACAUCCAGUGUGCCAAAGAUGCUGGUGUGCCCUGCCGCUGCUUCAGCUUCUGUGCCACAAUAGAGCAGGCACGCCACAACAACAGGUUCCGUGAGAUGACCGACCCUUCACAUGCGCCGGUAUCAGACAUGGUCAUGUUUAGCUACAGGUUUGGGGGUUCCGGGGUCCUGGCGGGGGUGGGGAGAUGGGGUACAGAGCCUCACCCCCCCCCACCCCCAUCCUACAGGAAGCAGUUUGAGCCGCCCACACUGGCUGAAGGCUUCCUGGAGAUCCUUCAGGUCCCAUUCCGGUUACAGGAGCAUCUGGACCCUGCGCUGCAGCGACUAUACUGCCAGUUUUCCGAGGGCUGAGUCCUCAAUAAACACUGCUGCUACUCUGCUCAGCCAUCUUGCUGGGGUUAUGGAAGGCAAACCAGGUGUCAUGGCGUUCCACAUUGAGCUCAGGCUUAAACGUGGGCUCUUGUGCACCCAGCAUACCUGGCCCGGGAACUUGAGCGGCCACAGGCAUUUUGUGGUGGGGGAACCAUGACCUAACUGACCAGUCGGCAAUAAGUAUCAACCAGGUGUAGAACUGGGCCUGAGCCUGGGGUCUCGGGAUGUGAGGAGGUUUGACCAGGUACAGGAGAUUGUAACAAUUAAAAGAAAGGCUGUAGUGUGGGUACCUGUA